Messenger RNA from Talaromyces amestolkiae, 687 nucleotides. RefSeq lists its product as uncharacterized. The coding region runs from base 1 to 687 and encodes 228 amino acids. Lineage: Eukaryota; Fungi; Ascomycota; Eurotiomycetes; Eurotiales; Trichocomaceae. The transcript is spliced from 4 exons. The record is from RefSeq and is a predicted model, not a curated record.
AUGGUCCAAACACUCGAGCUCUGGGGUCAUUGGGGUGCUCCAAACCCUUGGAAAGUAGCCCUGGUCUUGGAAGAAUUGUCUCUUCCCUAUGAUAUUCACUAUAUAGAAUUGAAUGAAACCAAAACUCCAUCCUACUUGGAGAUUACCCCUAAUGGUCGUCUGCCGACGCUCAAGGAUCCUAAUACGGGAGUCACACUUUGGGAGUCCGGUGCUAUUAUUCUCUUUUUGAUAGACCAAUACGACAAGGAGGGCAAGAUCACCUACAAGGAUUCUCCUGAAAAGUAUCUCUGCCAACAGUGGCUCGCUUUUCAGAUUUCAGGCCAAGGCCCAUACUUCGGUCAAGCAACAUGGUUUGCCCGCUUCCAUCCCGAAAAAAUUCAAUCCGCAAUCGACCGCUACGUCAACGAGAUCAUCCGAGUAAUCGGCGUCAUUGACCUCGGUCUCCGCCGAAAUACUGCCCCCGGUAAUUGGCUUGUAGGCGACAAGUGUACUUAUGCAGACCUUUCCUUUGCCACUUGGGCUUCGGUGGGAUAUGGCUUGUUGAAGGAAGUGGGAAAGAAUGAGGGGCUUGAGAAGGAUUACCCCAAGUAUUUUGAGUGGAUUGCGAAGAUGGAGGAGCAGGAGAGUGUGAAGAAAAUUCGAGAUUUGAUGAACCAGGGAAGAAUUGCGCACGGACUGAAAGUGUAA